CGCCCUCUGCGUUGGGGGGAGGGGAAAUAUCAAAAUGCCUACGACUCGAAGCAGACGUGGAUCACAGUUGGUGUGUUUGUUUUUAUGCUUUUCCGGUGUUUUCUUCGGUUCCUUGUAGAGUUUCGUUGUUUUGGAGAAUCACAACCAUUGUUUAAAAGAUGGCGACAUCUGGAAAUGGGACCUUCAUACCAAUGGUAUCGGCUUCACCACCUCCGAUGGAUGAUGUUGCGUUUGACUUUGAUGACGAUGAUGAUGAAUUCAGUAAUUUCUCCAGCGCACCCAUAGGUCUAGACUCUCCUCCAGGCAAGUGGGUUGGUACAAAGAAAGGGUCCUUUGAGCCCAUCAGAUCUGAUCCAACAGAUCCCUUCCAUCCAACCGAUGACUCUCAUCCGUCCAACAAUGAUGAUGACUUUGAAGCAUUUGCAGCCUUCGGCUCAUCCAGCUCCAGUCACGAUAAGCAGAACAGUAAUGAUAGGCUUGUAACGAAUAACAAUAUUAGAGGACACUCUAUGAAUGGCAAUGAGAGUAAUGAGGAAGACGAGUUUGCAGAUUUUGCAGCUUUUGAGAGUAACCCUGUAGGAGAAUCCAAUAAGAACGACGGGUCAUAUUUAGACAAUGGUAGGCAAAGUGAAGUUUCAUCAUCCGUUGUACUCAAUAAGAACAACUCUCAUGAAAAUUGUGAAUCACAUAAUGCACAUUAUCCUCAGAGUAUAGAAAAGCAUGACAAAGAUUUGGAUAAAGCUCCUGAUAAAGCUCUCCACUCAGAUGACAGUACUCAUCCCCAUUCUGAAAUGCCACACGCAGGAACCAAGGCAGUGUAUCAGAAUGAAGGUGGCAUGCUUUCAGACAUUCAGUCAAGAAUUCCUUCUCAGUCUUCUCUAGAUUACCCAGAACCAUCCCAUAAACACAACAACACUAUGGGAGAUAAUGAUGAGAGCGAGGUUACAAGGAGAGAAAGUGACUCUUCAGCUGCUCAUUUAGAGAAGCCAUCAACAGGAUCUCUCAGUCUCAUCAAAGAAAGCGACAGACAAACUUUUGAUUCUGGGAUUGACAGUAUCAUGACACCCUCAGACUCUAGUCCCGAAGGCAAAGAUGAUUGCUCAGAGAAUGUUAUCAGUGAAGAGGAUUCAAACAGUCGGUCGUCAGAUAACGGGCCAAAUACAGCAAACGAUGAUGAAUGGGGUGAUUUUGAUACCUUUUCAUCUACAGGUAGUCAUACAAAGCACUCGGGUGGGAUGGAUAGGGCAGAGCCGGCGGACACUGUUAACCCAGUUGCAGAAGACUCGUCCAUCAAUGACCAAGAAAGUGAUGAUUUUGGGGAGUUUGGAUCAGUAGCAAGAACUCAGCCAACAAUUUCAGACAAUACAGGGAAAGAGGUGCUUUCAAAUUCAGAGAGCUUACACAAAUCUGACAGUGGCAAUAUUACAAAUAGUUUGUCAACACCUCAAAAUAUAACAACAGUGCAAUGUGAUGAUGAUGAUGAUGAUUUUGGAGACUUUGGCAAUGCUAAGCAAGAAAGCACUGACAGUGCGAUUCCAUCCAGUAGGCAAGAUGAUGAUGAUUUUGAUGAUUUUGGAGACUUUUCAUCAACCAAGAGUACAAGUGAACAUGAAAUUAGCAAACAAUUACAAGACAAAAGUGAUGGCGAUUGGGGCAAGUCUAGCGGUGACAAAAACCCAGCCCCUGCAGGAGCAGCAGAAGACUUUGGAGAGUUUGGAACAUUUGGAUCAAAUCCUGGUUCUAUGUUUGGUUCUACUGAGGACUCAAAAGAUGAUGAUGAGUUUGGAACAUUCAGCUCGACUAGUGGAUCAGCGCUGGGUCAGGAUGAUACAAAAAGCUCAAAAAGUGAUGAUUUUGGAUCGUUUGGGAGCAGCAGGACUGUGUCAGGUUCCCUAGACAGCACGACAAUCCAGUCAGGAACAGGCAGUGUCUCCUCAAAGGUACCUCCUGGUGGAAGGGUGGAGAGGCUCUUCAAAUCCUGCUUCCCAGGGUCUGUAGCAGCAGGAACAUCAAACAACCAACCAGUGCAAGUCCUACGAGAUAUUGUGACGGUCAAAGAGCCGGUACCAGCUAAAGCCAAAGCAGACAAAAGCUCUGCUACCAAUGGUAUGGUUUGGCUUUCACUCAGUGACAUGGAGAAUACAAUGGCUCAGAAAUACCACUGGAAUGAUUCCAAGAACAGUGGAAAACUUCACUUAUCUCUCGGCAUUGAUUCAAGAAAUAUUCUACCACCAGGGCGUGGCGGACGCCCCUUGUUUGCCCAGGAGCUUGGUAUGUUGACACCCAGUAAACCUGGUGAGGGCUCCGACAAGAUACCCCUAGGUGCUGGAGGAGCUAGUGAUGCUGUCAGCAGUGCAGGAGCGGAAGAUGCAGGCGUGGCGUCAACCAACUCCUCUGGUACCGAGGAUACUGUCCCCAAAGCCGAGUUUGACUGGAGCAACAGUGGUCUUAUUAACCCUUUAGAUGCAAACAGCUUAAACCUGGACUUUUUCGCCAAUGAGCGAAAGAGCUCGUCUUCUAGACAUAAAUCUAGAUCAGUGCAAAAAGUGGAUCCGGAACUCCUGGACCUAGCAGUGAGCCCAUCUGACCCUCCACUCAAACCAGCAUUGACUCCAUCCUCCUCCUCCAACCAAUCAUCCUCAUCAUCCUCCUCAUCCCAGAAGAAGUCUCCUACCGCCCUGGAUGAGAUCCUCAAACACUCGUCAUCAUCCAUGGUCAAACAGAAACCAAAGCGAGAGACGGGUCUCAGCUCUGAAGCUAACUCUGUCCUGGAUUCACUCCCUGAUCUCUCCUACAUGCUGGCUAAGGUCCUCAUGUUCCCUGUCGCUUCCUCCAACUCAGCAUCUCCAUCCAAACUGGCCAAGAGCGAUGCGGUCCCCGGCACCGGCUGGGCGGAGUCAAUCUCAUGACAGGCAGAUAGGUAGCCAGUAAGGAUGCAGUCUCAAACAUGGGAUGGGCCAAGUCAAUGUCUUGACAAACAGACGGAAGCCCCUCCCAUUUCUGGCAUGGUCUAGUUGAAAUGACUCAACAUGGACACACAUUUCAUUUACAUGCAAGAAAUAUUUCUAUGUUUUAAUGAUUAGAGGAAGGAGAUCAAGUGGUGAGGGUAAGGGAUCGGUAAUCACACUUGCAGUAAUCCCUGUCUUGCAUUUUACUCCUCGUAUCUCAAAUCCCUUGCAGACCUCCAUGUCAGUAAAUAGUACAUGAAUGUUGCAUCACUAUAAUCAAUACAGGUACUGUAUUAUUCACAUGAUCAAUCCUACAUAUUUCAUGUGUAAUAAACUAAUAUACUGUAGAAAUAUACAGUGGUACAUAUAAUACAUAGAGGUAUACAUGGUUGUAUGUUCUACAAUGAUCAUGUCCAUUAAGGAGCAGAAAGCAAUAAUAUCUAUCUCAGAGAUUUAAGGAGGUUUGUGGCCAUGGAUAAGACUCUCAUCUUGCAGGUAACUUAAUGCCGAUGCCUCUAGCUGUAUCGGUAUUCAAGUUUUCCCAUGACAUUGCUCAUAGCAUCACAAGCCUGGUCCAAACGUGAUGCGGUAAACCACCUUCAGAAAAACAAAGAACUUUGAAAUAUACACCCUUUUAUGUGUUGAUAAAUGGCAGGAAAAGAUAGCCAAAAGGAGAUCCACUCGACAAAGGCAACUCAUCAUUCUUAGCUCUGUGUGUUAUGAUAUACAAAAGAGUGGAGCAUAUGCUUAUUUCAGGCAGUGAUUUAUUUAAAGGGGUCCAGUAACUUUGUCUCAGAUUCUGAAACAAAAUCUUGAAUUUAGCUCAUGCUGCAAUGAUAAUUAUAAACCUUUAGGUCAGUUAGAAACCCCAUGAC
This is a messenger RNA of Strongylocentrotus purpuratus (purple sea urchin), 3823 nucleotides long. RefSeq names its product aftiphilin. Gene Ontology annotation, biological process: intracellular transport. The transcript is spliced from 8 exons. The coding region runs from base 159 to 2909 and encodes 916 amino acids. NCBI's taxonomy places the organism in Eukaryota, Metazoa, Echinodermata, Echinoidea, Camarodonta, Strongylocentrotidae. The record is from RefSeq and is a predicted model, not a curated record. Gene Ontology annotation, cellular component: trans-Golgi network membrane; AP-1 adaptor complex. Gene Ontology annotation, molecular function: clathrin binding.